Molecule: messenger RNA, 681 nt
Organism: Clunio marinus
Lineage: Eukaryota; Metazoa; Arthropoda; Insecta; Diptera; Chironomidae
Source: the annotation of a GenBank genome assembly
AUGGAAGCUAUAGAAGAAAUCAAGUUGAUCACCAUGGAAGAUUUCACUGAAAUGGGAAUAAAGUUUUUCAAGCUCAUUGGAUUGAAUUUAGAAUCCAGGAAAGAAGUUACAAAAAAACAAAAAGCUUUCAUGCUUCUCGGUGAAUUUCACUUCUUUUUGUAUUUGAUUAACAUUUUUUUGGUUAUUUGUGGGAUGCUUGUUUAUGCAUAUAAAAAUUUGCAUGAUAUAAAGAUCGUUGCCAGAGUGCUACCAAAUUUAACUAACGCACCUUACUUGGCUAUAAAAUUGUUUGUGUUUUACUGGAAUCGUGACAAGAUAAAAGAUGCUUUGAGUAUCCUAGAAGAAUCAUUCCCGAAAACUGAAGAAGACCAAUUAAAUUUAAAUGUUCAAACAUAUUUGAAAGAAGUGAAAAUGUUCGUCAAAGGUUUUGGAUUUCUUAUCAUCGUUCUCAAUGUUGUUUUAAUUAUCUCUCAAGUUGUUUUGAUAUUUAUGUUUGGCACAACGAAACUUCCCUUGGAUAUUUGGUUGCCAUUUUCCUACGAAAAUUUUAUUAUUUUUGGGGCUGUAAGCUUAUGGAUGGAUUGGUUAUGUUUAGUUAUUUCAGUUGGCGCUUAUGCAGCUGAUAUUAUUUUGUUUGCUACAAUUUCUCUAACGUCAAUGAAAUUUGACAAUAUCAAAUGA